This is a messenger RNA of Pyrus x bretschneideri (Chinese white pear), 1909 nucleotides long. Its product is annotated as cytochrome P450 CYP82D47-like. The transcript has 2 exons. Gene Ontology annotation, biological process: defense response to other organism. The record is from RefSeq and is a predicted model, not a curated record. Gene Ontology annotation, molecular function: iron ion binding; monooxygenase activity; heme binding. Lineage: Eukaryota; Viridiplantae; Streptophyta; Magnoliopsida; Rosales; Rosaceae. The coding region runs from base 1 to 1620 and encodes 539 amino acids.
AUGAAACAAAUAGCUAUGGACUUCCACCUACCAUCUCUUGUACCUUUUGUGGUAGCAUCAUUAGCCUUUUCAUUGUUCCUCUACUCUAUAUUUUUUAAGUCAAGAAAAGCAGUCAGAAAACUACCACCGCAAGCCGGAGGUGCGUGGCCGAUAAUCGGUCACCUACCCUUGUUAGUACGUUCGUCUGAGCCACUACAUGUGGUGAUAGCUCAAUUGGCGGACACAUACGGACCGAUCUUCACUUUCAUGUUCGGAGUGAAGAGAACCCUAGUUUUGAGCAGCUCGGAAAUGGCGAAAGAAUGCCUAAAGACCUACGACAAAGUGUUUGCUAGCCGUGUAAGCUCUUUAGCCUCAGAAAUCUUGGGCUACAACUAUGCCUUCUUUCCUUUCAGCUCUUACGGCUACUACUUUAGUCAUGUACAGAAGAUGGUCAUGGCGGAGGUCUUAUCCCCCCACCGCGUCGAGAUGCUCAAACACUUUAGAGAAUCUGAAGUGAGUGCAUCGAUGAAAGAAAUAUACGAUCGGUGGACGAAGAACAACAAGAGUAGUGGUUCCGAUAAGGUGGUGGUACUGAUGAAAGACUGGUUUGCGGACAUAAACCAGAACGUGGUCUUUAGAAUGAUUAUCGGGAAACGAAUUUCAGAAGCUACAAAUUACACCCAUGGAGACUUGAUAGGGAGAAAAGUAUUCAAGGAUUGGCUUCGACUGAAUGCUACUUUUGUACUGUCGGAUGCGCUUCCGUUCUUGAGGUGGUUGGAUUUGGGUGGCCAUGAGAAGACCAUGAGGAAGGUAGCAAAGGCGGUAGAUCAAGUGCUUCAAGGAUGGUUAGAAGAGCAUAAGCAGAAGAAAAAGAGGACUGUUUCUGGUGGAGUGAAAGGUGAUGAGGAGGAGCGUGACUUCAUGGAUUUGAUGCUUUCAGUUCUUGAUGAUUUGAAAGUUACUAACUCUUUUGAAGCUGACAUUAUCAACAAAGCUACCUCACUGAGUCUUCUUCUAGCAGGUGUAGAUGUGACGACAGGGACAUUAACAUGGGCACUGUCUCUACUUCUCAACAGCCCUAAAACUCUAAAAAAGGUCCGGGAAGAGAUAGACCAAAAUAUUGGCAGAGAGAGGGCAGUAAAAGAAUCAGACGUCGACAACUUGGUCUAUCUCCAAGCCGUUAUCAAAGAAACGCUCCGUUUAUACCCUCCCGGACCAACCUUAUUGCCCCAUGCAUCCAAUGAAGAUUGCGUUCUAGCCGGCUACCAUAUCCCAGCAAACACUCGCGUCCUCGUCAACGUAUGGAAGAUUCAUCGAGACCCGAAGGUCUGGCCCGAUCCAAAUGAGUUUCAACCUGAACGAUUCUUCACAACACACAGCGACAUUGAUGUUAAAGGUCAGGAUUUUGAGUUGAUACCGUUUGGCAGUGGAAGAAGAAUGUGCGCCGGAAUAGCACUUGCCCUCAGGAUUAUGCCAUUGACACUCGCUUCUUUGCUUCAUGGAUUUGAAAUCGCAACUCCGACGGGUGAGCCAGUUGACAUGCAUGAGUCGAUGGAAUUUACCAACCAUAGAACCUCCCAACUUGAAGUCCUUCUUACUCCGCGCCUUCCUGCUCAAGUAUAUGAAGAGUACGGUAAAUAAGGUAAAUCUGCUUUGCUGGUAUUUAGGGACCAGGUUACAUGCAGUGAUGGUUAGAGUAUUCAUAAACUCACGGGGAGGGCAUCACUACAUUUUGCAUUAAUUUGGUCACCUCUGGAAUUAUGUUACUAAAUCAUGUUUAAGUAUUUGUUUUAAGGGGCUUCUAGAUCUUAAUAAAUAAAAAAACCUUGUGCUACUGUUAGAUCUAAUUCAAGUGCUUUUCUUGAUGACUAAGGUGCACAAACUUUGGUUUUUGUUUUCUUAUUAUAACAUGGAUUUUUUGUUUUUAUUU